AUGGUUGAUUCGCCAGACUCUGCGUCUUCAGGAACAAGGAGCUCCCGCGCUAGACGACCACCCCUCAAAUCCCCAUCGCCUGCGUCAGCUUCGCGUCAAUCCCUCUCCAGACAAUCAUCAAAAUCCGCGGCCGACAAGGCGGAUCUGAAUUUGGAUAUGGCUUCACCGUCGCCCAGCAGACCACGUAGAACGAAUGCUAGGGUACCGAGCGCAUCAUCCCUCACAGCCAUCAAGAAGGAGGAUCCUGUCAGGAGAGGUCGAAAGCCCAAAAUCGCACCAGCAAAAGUCCAAGACGAAGAAGAUGGUGACGGGCAGGAGGAUGAAGAUGAGGAGGAGGAAACAAGACGCACUACUUCUGGACGGGCAUCGCGACCUACGCGACCAGCCCGGAAUGGAUCGUCUGGGGCAAAGCCCUCAAAAUCUGAAGAUUCUGACGAGGAAGAGAAUGUAGCGGAUGGGGAUGAGGAAAUAUCAGUGGACAAAACGGACACUGAGGCCGCAGAGACACCAGAGGAAGAGGAUCUUGAAGAAAUUGAGGGCGAAAUCGAGGAGGCAGGCGAGGCCAAGGUUACAAAGGAUGGCGAACUCUUGGGAGGACGCGAAUACAGAUGCAGGAGCUUUAGGAUGCCAACAAGAGGCAGCAGAGUGUACAUGCUAUCGAUGGAUCCUGCACGAGUUCUUGGAUUCAGAGACAGCUACCUCUUCUUUUUGAAAAACCCGCAGCUUGUUCGCGUCAAUACUACAGUUGAGGAGCGAACAUGGAUGAUUGAGAACGGCAUGCUGAUGGCCAACUUCAAAUCAAAACUGAUUGCAGUCGUGACAGCUCGAUCGAUCUUCAAGUAUUUUGGACACAGGAUUAUCAAGAAAGGACGGAGCAAGGUGGAUGACUACUACGAAUCGCGUGCUGUCGAGGGUGAUGAUAUGGAUGAUACAGACGAGGAAACAUUAAGGAUAGGCGAUCAGGAUGGAUCGCAGUUCAAUGGCAGUGCUCAGGAUGAUGGCCUUGCCAGUGGAAAGCGCAAGCAUACACUUCUUCAAUUGGAUAUGCCGAUGCGACAAGUGACAGAUCUCAAUUGGAUGUAUGAGAGCGCUAUGGCUGUUCGCGCACUCAAUUCACAGCUGAAAGAUUUGCGAAAGGACAAUCCAAAGUUUUUGGACCCACACACCAACAUUGAGCAGGUACCGCUAGCAAAACAGCCCACACGGUGCGAGGUUGAAGUCGCAUCGACUGUAACGAAGCAAGGAUCAGAGGACCAAGCUAAUCAAUCAACGGAUUCAACAGUGCUGUCCAUCCCGCGUUCAAUUGGGCCCAGGGUUGAUACUGUCAUCAAAGUGGAAAUUAAAGGAGGUGCACCGGCACCGCCUACCAUUCAGGACCCAAACAUUUGGGCGGUCAUUCCGGAAGAUGUUCGCAAAGCAUUGGAAUCUGCCGAGGCAGCCAAGCCCAAGGAAGAGGACAACGAGGAUCUCACAAAGUUUCCGCUUUCGCUUCUGGAGGGACAAUAUCAAGCUGCUUUCCCAGUACAUCAAGCACGAUUCCAGCAGCCAUACAGGAUGGUAGUGCCACAAAGUAUGUCUGCACAUGCACAUUAUAUUCACCACCUCUAUUCAACACAAUAUCCAGGACAGACGGGUCCAAUCAUGGAGCAGGCCUUACUACCAGGACAGGUUGCAGCACAGGACGCGAGAAUGCUUCAGUGGCAACAGCAGCAACUACAACAACAACAGCAGCAACAACAACAACAACAGCUGCUCCAACAGCAACAGCAGCAGGCCAAACUUCAGCAGAAACAGCAAGAGUUGCAGGCCACAAAAAAGCCAGAAACGCCACCAACACAGACGCAUGGAAUUGUUUGCGGAGCUUUACUGAAAACAGGUUUGGGCUACUGCCAGCGACUUGUCAGCAGGCAGGGAGAGCUCUGUCCUAACCACCGCGGUCCCGAUUCCGGUGCGAACGGCAAACAGGAGCUGGACACACCAAGGAUUGUCUCAGCGAUUGCGUCCUACCCUUGGCAGUGCAAUGACUGCAAACUGUGCGUGGUCUGUCUGGAUGCUGGCGAUGAGGCUUCGUUGCUGAUCUGCGACGACUGCGAUCGUGGUUGGCAUAUGAGUUGCUGUGACCCCGCCAUCAAAGAAGUCCCUACAGGAGAAUGGCUGUGCUCGUUCUGUGCAAUGUGUCAUUCGUGUCGUGGCACGGAGGCGUCAAUGACAAAGUACAAGCAUGCUAUGAGCACUGUGUCAGGAUCGAACAAGCACCCGACCUAUCUUUGCACAUAUUGUACCAACUGCCAUGACAACUUCUCAAAGGGACGUUUCUGCCCAGUUUGUUUGCGCACGUACCGUGGCGAUGGCGGCGAGGAUGAUGGUGGAUCAGACGUCGUGGGUGAGGAUGAGAACAACAUGGUCUGCUGUGACGAGUGCAAUCGCUGGGUACACAUGGACUGUGAUGGCGAGCUGUCGGAGGAGAAGGUCGAGGAGAUGGGUCGAGACGAGAGUCUGAAGUAUACGUGCCCACCAUGUGCAGGCAAGGUCGCACGUCUUCGGACAGCAUUAAGCGUCCCCAUCGAGGUUGCCAUGCAGAGCCUUCAGGGACACACCCCACCUCAGCCAAAGGUGUGUGGAACCCUUGGAGGAAAGAUGCGCAUUCGAGGACUGGUUGAGUACCAGGGUAAGAAGCUGGGGGUGCCAGAGAUUAUUGGCUCAGGAGUGGAGUAUGACCGAAAGUUAGUGAUGGAGCUAACUGCAUUGAGAGUCAAGAGCGUUGGUGCUACGAAGCGGAAGAAGGGCCGUCCGUCGACGAAGAGUCCUGCGCGUCGUGCGUCGAUUGCUUCGACUUCAUCAUCCCUGUCAUCAUUGACAGGGUCUGUCGAUAGCUAG
Messenger RNA from Gamsiella multidivaricata, 2877 nucleotides. RefSeq names its product chromatin remodelling complex Rsc7/Swp82 subunit-domain-containing protein. The transcript is spliced from 7 exons. The coding region runs from base 1 to 2877 and encodes 958 amino acids. Lineage: Eukaryota; Fungi; Mortierellomycota; Mortierellomycetes; Mortierellales; Mortierellaceae. The record is from RefSeq and is a predicted model, not a curated record.